CGUGAAGCCGAGCUGGACUGGCGGAAGUGACGUUAUAAACCUGCGCCGGGAGCUCUGGAGGGUCGGCCAGGGUCGCCGCGGCGGGGGCCAGGGCCGCCGGCCGUUAGACGAGGCCUCGGUAGGUGGUGUUGGCGUCAGCCGUGGCCCCAGGGCAGCGUCUUGGUGUGAAGAGAACCGAGAGCUGCAGGAGUUGCUAGUAGGUUGUGCUGGGGAUGCUCCUGGGAGAGACCAGCUGCUGAGGCAGCGCCAGUGCAGAGGCUGUCGACUUGCCCAGAAGAAAGGGAUCACCAUGGAUCAGAACAACAGCCUGCCGCCCUACGCUCAGGGCCUGGCCUCCCCGCAGGGCGCCAUGACUCCUGGAAUCCCUAUCUUUAGUCCGAUGAUGCCGUAUGGCACAGGGCUGACUCCACAGCCCAUUCAGAACACCAACAGUCUGUCCAUUCUGGAGGAGCAGCAACGGCAGCAGCAGCAGCAGCAGCAGCAGCAGCAGCAGCAGCAGCAGCAGGCAGCAGUGACGACAGUGACAGCCGCAGUGCAGCAGUCAACGUCCCAGCAGGCUCCUCAGGGGGCCUCAGGACAGACACCACAGCUCUUCCACUCACAGACUCUUACCACUGCACCCUUGCCGGGCACCACACCCCUGUACCCCUCGCCCAUGACCCCCAUGACCCCCAUCACGCCUGCCACGCCAGCCUCUGAGAGCUCGGGGAUUGUGCCACAGCUGCAAAAUAUUGUAUCCACAGUGAAUCUUGGUUGUAAACUUGACCUGAAGACCAUUGCACUUCGUGCCCGAAAUGCUGAAUAUAAUCCCAAGCGGUUUGCUGCGGUCAUCAUGAGAAUAAGGGAGCCCCGGACCACAGCCCUGAUCUUCAGUUCCGGGAAAAUGGUGUGCACGGGCGCCAAGAGUGAAGAGCAGUCCCGACUAGCAGCAAGAAAGUACGCCAGAGUUGUGCAGAAGUUGGGUUUCCCAGCCAAGUUUUUGGACUUUAAGAUUCAGAACAUGGUGGGGAGCUGCGAUGUGAAAUUCCCCAUAAGGUUAGAAGGCCUGGUGCUGACCCACCAACAGUUCAGUAGUUACGAGCCAGAGUUAUUUCCUGGUUUAAUCUACAGGAUGAUCAAACCCAGAAUUGUUCUUCUUAUUUUUGUUUCUGGAAAAGUUGUAUUAACAGGUGCUAAAGUCAGAGCAGAAAUUUAUGAAGCCUUUGAAAACAUCUACCCCAUCCUCAAGGGCUUCAGGAAGACAACGUAAUGGCUGGCCUGCCCUCCCACCCGCUUGUAAAAACACAUCCGUUUUGGUACAUUUAAGUGGUGGUGGUGUGGGUGGCCUGGGUCCGCGUGGGUUGCAGCCUGCAUGUACGCCUGGGCACACACCAGGUGUUACUGUAGUGCUGCCUGUCUAUUUAGAUUUAGAUUUUAAACUCUUACUGCUGUUGACAAGUUGGUUUAAGGGACAAAACUUUGGUGUUAAAGCCACCUCUACAAUUGACUGGACUUUUGUUUGCUUUAUUCCCCAUAAACCACAGUUUUUAUAUUUCUACCAGAAAAGUAAAAAUGUUUUUUACAAGUGUUGUUUUUCUAAUUUGUAAUCCUAGGGUUUAUUUUUGUGCCAGACACAUUCCGCCCUCUCAGUAUUGCAGGACAGAUGUAUUAAUGAACACAGAUGGCUGUAAAUAUUUCUCUCCUCAGUACUCUGUACAAUAAAUGCUGUUUAUAAAAGUGUUAGGUUGAUGUUA
Molecule: messenger RNA, 1733 nt
Organism: Myotis daubentonii (Daubenton's bat)
Lineage: Eukaryota; Metazoa; Chordata; Mammalia; Chiroptera; Vespertilionidae
Gene: TBP
Product: TATA-box binding protein
Biological process (GO): DNA-templated transcription initiation
Molecular function (GO): DNA binding
Source: RefSeq, a predicted model, not a curated record